UGAAUGGUGGAGUAGGCUUAAGGGAGUGAGUGGCCUACUCCUGCUCUGAAUUGAUUAUUUAUAGGGUUGGAAACGACGGGCCGAAUAGCCUAUUGCUAUAUUGUAAGUUUCUAUGGUUCUAUAAUUUUCACCACUGAUCUGCAUAUGCUUAGCUGUUAUGUUUCCCAAAAUGCAGGAUACAAUGGUUUGAUUUAUUGAUGACCUUUCUAUUCUCAUCACGUUACUGUGGGGCAGGUUAAAAUGUUGUAGAACAACAAUUCAUCAUGGAAUUAAAUUACAAGAACGGCCAUUUGAGAGUAAAAGCAUUAAGUGAUCUGGAAUGCACUGUCACUUAGAAAGUUGCACUGUGUGAAAUGUACAAAGGGUGCGCUGCCGCACUCCGCCAAUGUUACUUCAGCAGCAAAUCGUUUUGCUGACAAGGACAGGCUCGGUAAUGUUGUGGGAACACCGUGACCUCCAAGUUCCCCGGUGUUGGAGUUCCGCCGCUGUCCCUGCAUCCCGGCUGGGUCAAUAUCCUGGAAUUCCCCAAUUCACGUGUUGAUGGCAACAUCAAGGACUGCAACGUUCAAGGAGAAACCUGAGCAGCUGCGAGCCCGGACAACUGAAGGAUAUGCAAUAAAUUGCCCUCAGGAGGCACAUACAUCCUGAGGACAAUAUUAUUUCUGCUAAUUUUGCAGAAACAUUGCCGUGUGCUUUUGAAGAGAUCUGGAGUUAACGAGCUUGCAAAAAUGUUCCCCGGAUAUGGUUUCAUUUUCAAACAUCCGCUCCGUCUCCCCCAUUGUCAUUUCUGAUUGCACUUGCCUCACAUUGAAUUGAUCAGUUCCAUUCAUGCAAUAAACAGGAGCGGGGUGGCUGUAUCACCUGAUUGACUGAAGGGGCAAUGUUCUUGAGUUUAGAAUUAAAGGGAGGCGGUUCCUUUGUCUGCUUCCACCCUGGGACAGCAGAGCUGGGGGGGGAGCAGCGGGCAGAGUGAAGUGAAUUGGAAUAGAGUUCAAUAUCGUGCCCAUUUCAAGCCCGGAGCCCAGGGGUUGGGCUGAAAUGGGGGGGGGGUUCAAUGCCAAGGGAACCCUGACGCAUGCGCUGACGCCCACAGGCAGUGUAGCAGUGAGCAGCUGUGGGUGGGAUCGAACCGUGCAGGCAGCAAUUCCCAUUCUCCUGGAGGAGGGAAGGACACAGGCGUCUGAGUGGAGGGAGGGAGCGAGCGGAAAGUGCAACAUGGCCUGACUGUGCUGCAUUUGUGGAAGCUUGAGGAGAGGUGCGGUCAGAGCAGCUCAGGAUGCAACGGCCACUGAGUCAGCAGCAGAGUGCAUUGACCCUGCAUGACUCCGUGGGGCUGUUCAAUAAGAGGAAGAAAGCUUCUCUCCUGGUGAGCAGUGCCCUCCUCAUCGCCUCGGUGUUGAUUCUGACUGUCGGCUUGGCAGCCACUACAAGAACUCUGAAUGUUUCAGUUGGAGGAUAUUACCCGGGCGUCAUUCUUGGCUUUGGAUCAUUUCUUGGACUGAUUGGGGCAAAUCUGCUUGAAAAUAAAAGACAGAUGCUGGUGGCAUCGAUCGUGUUCAUCAGUUUUGGUGUAGUAGCAUCUUUCUGUUGUGCCAUUGUAGAUGGUGUAUUUGCUGCCAGACACAUCGAUAUCAAACCCUUCCAUGCAGGGAGAUGUCAGUAUUAUUCCAGUGAUACCUCUAAUCCUUCAGAUGACUACAAUGCAGAGGUGAUGUGCCCGAGUCAGUCACGUGCUCCCUGCGUGCUGAAAAUAAAGAGCAAUACCUGUUACUGUUGUGACCUUUAUAAAUGUGGCAGCCGAGAAACGUUGGGUGGCUACUACGAAUAUAAUGAUGUUGGAAGUUGCCAAGAGGUUAUCCACCUGUACCACUUGCUGUGGUCAUCGACGAUCCUCAACAUUGUGGGCUUGUUUCUUGGGAUUAUCACAGCAGCAGUCCUUGGAUCCUUUAAAGAUAUGACACCAACUGCUUCCCAGAUUACGUACGCACCUGAACCUCCAACUCCACCCAUAAUGUAUGAUCCUGGACAGCAGGUACUGGCCUACACAAACUUCUAUCCUGGGCCUCCGCAUCUGCCACCUUACAGCCCAUAUGAUAUUCAGCAUCCCAGUAUAUUCUCAGCCUCCACGCCAUCUGAUGAUUCACAGUCUAUUUCACAGUCUGCUUCAAGUUACAUGUGGCCGCCAAACACUCCUCCUCGCUACUCGCCAGCGUACUUCCCACCUGAUGAAAAGCCGCCACCCUACACACCAUAGAUCUCUACUUGUUUUCAUCAUCAUCACAGACUUUGAUCUUUUUGGAGACCUUCAUUGCAAAGGCAUCAUCCACCCAGAUCACUUUAUGAUCUCCAUAUGCAUACUCUUACACACAGUGAUGUGUUUGUAGAAACUCUUCUGUUAAAAAGAAACCAAAAGCAUAUCAUUCUGCUACUUGUUAAGGGUAUGUUAAUCAUAAUUUGUUGGAAAAUGAUGCACUUAUACUUUAGGUUGUAAUUACAAAAACAAAACUUUGGAAAGCUACAAACCACUGUCGGAUCAACCAUGAUCACAUUAACUGGUCAAACAGAAGUAAGAGGCAGAAUGGUCUACACUUGUUCCUAUCUUCCUAUGUUGCUAAUUUAUCAAUUAAGCUGUGCAAAUAUAUAAUUUAAAAGUAAAUGAUCAAUUUUA
This is a messenger RNA of Chiloscyllium plagiosum (whitespotted bambooshark), 2668 nucleotides long. The record is from RefSeq and is a predicted model, not a curated record. Lineage: Eukaryota; Metazoa; Chordata; Chondrichthyes; Orectolobiformes; Hemiscylliidae.